Oxyura jamaicensis (ruddy duck) is the source of this 636-nucleotide messenger RNA. RefSeq names its product synaptotagmin-like protein 1. Gene Ontology annotation, molecular function: neurexin family protein binding; small GTPase binding. Gene Ontology annotation, biological process: exocytosis; intracellular protein transport. Gene Ontology annotation, cellular component: exocytic vesicle; plasma membrane. Lineage: Eukaryota; Metazoa; Chordata; Aves; Anseriformes; Anatidae. The record is from RefSeq and is a predicted model, not a curated record. The annotation marks the transcript as partial. The transcript is spliced from 4 exons.
CGCCACCCCGUCUCCUUGCAGAGGGUCGGGAUGCUGCCAGCUGCCCACCCCGCCGCCACCCCACAGCCCCUCGCCCGGCCCCGCUGAGCCCCCCCCCCGGCAUGCUGAGCCCUGCCCGCUGCCUGCCCGGCCUCGCAGCCCCCCGCCGCCCCCCAGCCUGACCCCGCACCCCCGGGGUGCCCGCGGCACCCAUGGCGCUGGAGCUGGGCGCCGAGGCGCUGCUGGACCUGAGCUUCCUGACGGAGGACGAGCGGCGCGCCAUCGCCGAGGUGCUGCGCCGGGACUCGCAGCUCCGCCGGCGCGAGGAGGGGCGCAUCAGCAAGCUGCGCAAGUCGGUGUCGGACCCGGCCCGGCUGCGGACCCUCACCGGGGACUGGUUCUGCGACGUGCGCGCCCAGCGCCACCGGCACCACCUGGGCUCCGACCUCGUCCGCGCCUCCAUCCGCCGCAGGAGGCGGCCGCGGGGAGCAGGGGACACGGAGCGAGGCCCCAGCUUGGGCGAGCUGGAGGCGAUCGGCGAGCCGCUGGUGGAAGAGAAGGAGGACGAGGAGCCGGCGGUGACGGAGGAGAGCCCCUCUGAGGACGGUGCCCAGGCAGAGCCCCAGGUGGGUGCCCGGUGCCCGACCCGACACCCCG